UGCCGUCAGACAGGAGGCAGGCUCAUCCUCAAACUGAUCACACACCGUAUGAGGAGCAGGGAUGGCCGGGGGACGCAGAGGACUAGUGGCCCCUCAGAACACUUUCCUGGAGAAUAUCGUCCGCCGCUCCAACGACACCAAUUUUGUUUUAGGGAAUGCUCAAAUUGUGGAUUGGCCCAUUGUCUACAGCAAUGAUGGAUUCUGCAAGCUCUCCGGUUACCAUCGUGCUGAAGUCAUGCAGAAGAGUAGCACCUGCAGUUUCAUGUACGGUGAACUCACUGACAAGGAAACCUGCGAGAAAGUCUGCCAGACCUUUGAGAACUAUGAGAUUAACUCCUUUGAAAUACUCAUGUACAAGAAGAACAGGAUGCCAGUGUGGUUCUUCGUUAAAAUUGCCCCCAUCCGAAAUGAGCAGGACAAAGUUGUGCUGUUUCUCUGCACCUUUAGUGACAUAACAGCAUUCAAGCAGCCUAUUGAAGAUGACUCAUCAAAAGGCUGGGGUAAAUUUGCUCGCCUGACAAGGGCAUUGACAAGCAGCCGGGGUGUUUUACAGCAGUUGGCUCCAACUGUCCACAAGGGCGAGAACGUCCACAAGCACUCACGUCUGGCUGAGGUACUGCAGUUAGGAUCUGACAUCCUCCCGCUUUACAAACAAGAAGCCCCCAACCCCCCUCACAUCAUCCUGCACUACUGUACCUUCAAAACCACCUGGGAUUGGGUCAUCCUCAUCCUCACCUUCUACACUGCCAUCAUGGUCCCCUACAAUGUGUCCUUCAAGACCAAACAAAACAACGUCACCUGGCUGGUGGUGGACAGCAUCGUGGACGUGAUCUUCCUGGUGGAUAUUGUGCUUAAUUUCCACACCACCUUCGUGGGACCGGCUGGAGAGGUCAUCUCAGACCCGAAACUCAUCCGGAUGAACUAUGUGAAGACCUGGUUCGUCAUUGACCUUCUCUCCUGUCUUCCUUACGACGUCAUUAAUGCAUUUGAGAAUGUUGACGAGGGAAUCAGCAGCCUCUUCAGUUCACUGAAGGUGGUGCGAUUAUUACGACUCGGCCGUGUGGCCCGUAAGCUGGACCACUACAUUGAAUAUGGGGCAGCGGUUCUUAUCUUGCUGGUUUGUGUGUUUGGUCUGGCUGCUCAUUGGUUGGCCUGUAUAUGGUACAGCAUCGGUGACUACGAGGUCAUUGACGAGGUGGCAAACAUUGUCCGUACGGACAGCUGGCUGUAUCUUUUGGGAGAAGCCGUCGGCAUGCCGUAUCGCUUCAAUACCAGCGGCACGGGGAAGUGGGAGGGCGGACCCAGCAAAGACUCGGUCUACAUCACCUCAUUGUACUUUACUAUGACCAGCCUGACUAGUAUUGGCUUCGGGAACAUCGCGCCCACCACUGACGGAGAGAAGAUCUUCGCCGUGGCCAUGAUGAUGAUUGGCUCUCUCCUUUAUGCCACCAUCUUUGGUAACGUAACCACCAUCUUCCAGCAAAUGUAUGCCAACACCAACCGAUACCAUGAGAUGUUGAACAGUGUGAGGGACUUCCUAAAGCUCUACCAGGUUCCCAAGGGCCUUAGUGAGAGGGUCAUGGACUAUAUCGUUUCAACGUGGUCCAUGUCCAGAGGAAUCGACACUGAUAAGGUGUUGCAAAUUUGCCCCAAAGACAUGAGAGCGGACAUCUGCGUCCAUCUCAACAGGAAAGUGUUCAAAGAACAUCCAGCUUUCCGCCUGGCCAGUGACGGGUGUUUGCGCGCUCUUGCCAUGGAGUUCCAGACGAUCCACAGCGCCCCGGGUGAUCUCAUCUACCACGCGGGUGAAAGUGUGGACAGCCUCUGCUUUGUGGUGUCAGGGUCUUUGGAGGUCAUUCAAGAUGAUGAAGUUGUUGCCAUUUUGGGAAAGGGGGAUGUGUUUGGGGAUGUGUUCUGGAAGGAGGUGAAUUUAGCUCAGGCCUGUGCAAACGUCCGUGCACUGACAUACUGUGAUCUUCAUAUCAUCAAACGCGAUGCCUUACAGAAGGUUCUGGAAUUCUACUCAGCUUUCGCUGGACACUUCUCUAGGAACCUGGUGCUAACUUACAACCUGAGGAAAAGGAUCGUCUUCCGUAAAAUAAGUGAUGUCAAACGGGAGGAAGAAGAGAUGCUGAGAAGGAAGAAUGAAGCCCCUCUCAAUCUUCCCCCAGACCACCCCGUGCGCCGUCUCUUCCAACGAUUUCGUCAACAGAAAGAAGCACGACUGGCGGCGGAGCGAGCCAGCCAAGGGGAACAGGAUAUAGAGAGAGGUCCUGUCCGUGUGGAGAAGACCAUGGUACACGAGGUGCCAACUAGCACUGUCACAGUCACUGAAAGUCCAGCCACACCAAUUGCCUCUUUAGCCUCCUCUUCAAUAUCCUCUAGAACUUCAUGUAGAGCAAAACUUUGCACUCCUAUGGCCCCCAAUGGAAAAUAUACAGGAACAGAGUCCAUGGAGACGCUCCCAGAUAGGACUAAGUCACAAGAUGAAUUGUACCUCAAGAAGACGGACUCGUGCGACAGUGGCAUCACAAAGAGUGAGCUGCGACUUGACAAUAUGGGUGACGGUACCUCUAGAACCCCUCAGGAUCGGAGCCCAGUGCAGCCUGAAGGGCGCCGAGCAUUCUACCCCAUUCCAGAACAGAGUCUUCAGGCCUGCUUUACAGAAGUGAAGCAGGAACUACGAGGAGAUAUCCACUUGCUCAACAACAGAAUGUACGUGCUUGAAAACCAGAUUGCCGAGAUGCUCAGACUUCUCAAAGCCAGAAAGUCCUCAGUAUCUUCACACCUGUUUGACAUAUCAAGACCCGACUCUCCUGAUACAGAAAAAGAUGAUGACAUGUUCUCUUAACUGCAUUUAAUUGGACAUGUGGGCUGAAGGGAUCACUGUUUGGUCCUGUUAUUGUGAAAGCCAAACUGACCUCGUCUAGUAUCUUACUUAUCAACACAUCUUACUUCAACGACAAGAAGUUGUUGACCUUCAUGAUGAAGAGUCAUGCUGGGAAUCAUUUGGAACUUUGAAUAUAUCAAUACAAUGAAAAAUAACUGUGAACUCUUUGUACAAUGGUUGACAUUUUUGUAUGGUUAUCUAAAUCAACAAGUAUUUGUAUCUGUGAAAUGCACAACUGUCACCAGUCUUUAGGCGUGACCACAUUUACUUCGCUUAGGUGAAUAUGAAGCAAGGGUGAAACCCACUACUCGUCAAGCAGCAUCAUUUUAUGUUGUACUUUAUACUUUGGAAGUGUGAAGUUAUAAAGAAACUCACCCCUAAAAUGUUUUGCUACAAAUAUUCAGUGUAGUUAUGUAUGAAGCACUGCCCACACAGAGGUUGCUUCCAAACCAAGCAAAUUUCUAUGGUUCAACUCUGUGAAAUUGUAUGACAAAGUCCAUCAUACAAAAUUCCUGUUCGAGUGGACUCCCAUUGAGAUGACGGUAUUUCGCCCACAAAAUCCAUCAGGCAAAAUGUCUGACCAUGCGUAUUCCCAUUGUGAUGACUGUAUUUCACUCUCGGAAUUUCACUGUGAAAAGAUAAAUGUCAAUGCUGCGAAUUUGUGUGUCAACAUUCAUUAAACUUAAACCCCAAUGCAGAAUUAGCCGUAGAAGUAGUAGGAAAUUCCACCAUAAAGCAAAAUUCCUGAUCCUGUAAAUUCCCAUUUGGAUGACUGUAUUUCGGCUGUGGAAUUUUGCCGUGCAAAGGUAAAUGUGACCAUGCCUUUUCUCUCACAACUGUUGUCACUUUCUGAUUUUUAAUAUCAGAUUUCUUUGUCAGCAAAUAUGUCAAUAAAUGUAGCUAAAGACGAGAUUGUGUACAAUUAUUGAACAAUGGGCGUGAUUCAUGAAAUAUGAGUAGAAUUUAUGUGUAAUUUGUUUGUAAAACCUUUAAAUUCAAUGCAAAAAAAAUUACAUAAAAAUGGAUUCAUGUACAAUUCACACAAAUCUGUUCUGCUCAUGUUUCAUGAAUGAGGCCCUUUUAUUUACAACGAUUAGUAAGGACAGUUAAAUACAGUAGCACUACCUUGCACAUGCACGUACUGUUGAUAAGUCAUAAUAGCAGUGAUGAAGUGGUGAAAUCGUACGAGGUGGUUUGUACAAAAACAUACGACUUUUACUCCAUUAGAAAAAAAUUAACGAACCGAUGCUAUUAAGAUUAUGGUAUUGCAGAAAUAAAAUUGAAUGAGUAACAUAAUUCAUUAACUGUCAUUUCUUAAAGCAAAGUGUUGGAAAGGAGGCUAGCAAAAAUGUUAUGCCAGUAUUAUAUCGAUUUGAAAUUCUGUUUGUUGAUUAAUUGGUUUCUAUGGGUAUAAAAGUCGUAUCUUUUUGUAUGAGACAAGUCGUACAGUAUCAUACGAUUUUGCUAUCUGGUACAAAUUGUUUUGAAUUGUCAUGCGACUAUUUUGUCUUACUAAAAAUUUUAAACCUGGUUGUUGUGUUUCUUCAAAAAGUAUUAUUUUGGUACUUAUUUUUUUACAAUUUAAUACCACGUAUGUGGUAAAAUGAUGUGCUCUUAAUAAUGCGACAGCAAUAGUUAAGUUAAAUAACCAAAAUUUGCCAACUGUUGAAUUUUUGAUGGAUGGAAAGUAGGUACUACUGUCUGUGUGCAUUUGAACUGCUUAAUAAAUCUUAUUUUCGAUGAACUUUAAUAUACAGUUAAAUGAAAACUUAAGGGAAAUUGCAAUGCUAAACACUGAUCUUUUUUUAUUUUAUUUUAUUUUUUAUCAAAAAGUGUGUUAUGUACUAUACUUAACAGAUUUACCUUAUGAAACAAUCAACUUAUAUGGUGUAUAGACAAAACGGAUAACCUUUUAAAGUGUAUUAAUGGGGGCAUAUGUCAUAGUCUGUAUUUAUACGAGAAUCAAUUACAGUAAGCUUUAAAUUAGGCAAUAAAUGGAAUAAGGUGGACUAGUGUUAAACUAGCAUGUGAUUUAUAGCACUCUCGCCAAAAUUGUAUUCCCUUUUAUAAUAUAAAACUGUAUUUGCUUUCAUGAAGUGUCUGGUUCUUUUUUUUUGUUUUUCUUUUUUUUUUUUUUUGUAAAUAUAAUUUCCACAGAAGAGUUGGAAAGUGGCCAUGACAGGUUUCUUUCUUUCUUAUAAAGGAGGCCAGGUAAAUAUCCAACUUAACUGUUUUAUUUGACACGCUUCUCAGCGUUCUACACAAAAUGUUCUACUUUUCAGCAGUACAUCAAACACAGUCACACACAUAGCUUCAUGUGUCUCUCUCUCCCACCUCUGGCAGACUGGACUACUCUUUUAUUUCCCUCUCAGCUGUCAUUGCAGACACAAACAGCUGUUAAAGAUAAUUUCCCACAGGUGUCAAUCCUUACCGUUCUUCCUCUCGUGGCCUCGCUCUCCACAGACAUCGCUCGGCCACGUCCUCAUCACCACACUGGUACAUCGUAGCUUGUCAAAAAUGUUUUAAGUCUUGAACGGUUUUCAAAAUUUGCAUUGAACAGUUAUAUGUUUUUCUUUUUGAUACAAUGUGUAUACUGUAUGCAGAAUGAAUCUGUGUAUACACUGUGAAAGCCAAAUAGGACACCAAUUUACUGAUUGUACUGUACCAUUUUGGUUUGUUUAAUCUGACAAAGAUAAGCAAUAAAUUUGGACCCACUUUAUAUUAGGUGUCUUUAACUACUAUGUACUUAAGCAUUUAAUACAAUGUACUUAUUAUGUACAUAUGUGUUAUUGUAUUGUACUUAAAAGUACUUGCUUUUAAUUAUAUCUGUAGUUACACUGUUAACCUAACUCUACCCCAACACUUAUCCUAAACCCUAAUCCUAAUCUAAACCCUACCCCUAAACCUACCCGUACCUCAACCUCAGUAGCAGCAAAUUUGAAUCUUGUGAUAAUUUUGCAGAAAAAAAUCACAUAUUUACACAAUAAAUACAUUGUAUUGUAUGUACUUUUAUGUUAGUACAUACUUGUUAAAGACACCUAAUAUAAAGUGGGACAGAAAAUUUGAAUUGCAAAAUAUUUGAAUGCUUGAAGUAAUGGUGGUCCUACGUUUACAUUAGGUUUUAGCAUAUGCUGUACAUUUUUCAGAUAAUUUUUAUUGCAAGAUAUGAAGUGUAAUUAUUAUUAGAUUAUAUUACACUGUAUAAUGGAAAUACUUUAUUACUGAAGUUUGAUGAAGAGGAUAUAAUGGAGAAUAUCCUCUUUGGGAAUGAAAUUAUAAUUAUGCAAUGAUUAAUCUGGUUAAUUAAAACUAAUUACUGUUUGUAUUUUCAAGAUGUUUAAUGCCGCAGGUUUGAUUUGUAACAUCCCCACAUUGCUGCCUAUUUAACUUGACAUUUUUAGCAAAAAAUUAGUUUUCACUUUGCUAUGCGUACAUGUAUUAUCAUAUGCGCAAGGACAAUGAUUUAGCUUCUUCUUUUUAAGAAAUUCUUGAAAGUUGCAGAAUAAGUGCAGUUAAAAUUCCCCUGUAUUUGUUUAAUUUAUUUGCUUUUAUUGUAGUACAUUAGCAUGACUGUAAGAGGCUUCAAUUAUAGCAAAUGCCAACACAUUCCUACUAGCACUGGGAAAGAUUUGCAUGUACGUAGCAUAGAUAUACAAACCAAAA
Myxocyprinus asiaticus (Chinese sucker) is the source of this 6553-nucleotide messenger RNA. Its product is annotated as potassium voltage-gated channel subfamily H member 1-like. NCBI's taxonomy places the organism in Eukaryota, Metazoa, Chordata, Actinopteri, Cypriniformes, Catostomidae. Gene Ontology annotation, biological process: regulation of membrane potential; potassium ion transmembrane transport. Gene Ontology annotation, molecular function: delayed rectifier potassium channel activity. Gene Ontology annotation, cellular component: membrane. The record is from RefSeq and is a predicted model, not a curated record.